Molecule: messenger RNA, 1107 nt
Organism: Bombyx mandarina (wild silkworm)
Lineage: Eukaryota; Metazoa; Arthropoda; Insecta; Lepidoptera; Bombycidae
Product: regulator of microtubule dynamics protein 1
Cellular component (GO): cytoplasm; spindle microtubule; mitochondrion
Molecular function (GO): microtubule binding
Source: RefSeq, a predicted model, not a curated record
UUGAUAAGGACUACUUUAAGAUACGUAGUUGAUAUUGUUUUCAUAAUUUCUUGUGUACAACGCCUAAACUUUAGAUCAAUAAUCGUUUUCGGAAUAACUUUGGAAUUUACUAAAUAAUUACUAUGUCAAGAUAUAAAAAUUUAUAUCCAAUCUUAACAAAAGUAAUCUGCUUUUCAAGUGAUUUGUUGAAACCAAAUCGAAUAAAAGUUGCGAGAGAGAUCACACAGAUACAAUUUCCAAGAAACUUAAUAUUUAUUUCUACCGGUUUAGCAUUUUUGUGGCCCAUCAAAAAGUCUAAAGAACCUAUAGACCAAGAAAAAUUGAAGAAACUAUCUGUGAUUGAUGACUCUGAUGAGCUGUUUGAAAACGGACAUUAUGAGGAAUGCUAUAAUUUACUCAAAAAUUAUGAGGAAAACCAGGACAUUGAAAUUCAAUGGCGUAUCUGUCGUGCAUUAUACAACAUGGCAAAAGAAUCUAAGUAUAACAAUGCACAAAAAAAGGAUUUCAUAUUUCAAGCAUAUGAGAUAAUUUGCAAGCACUUAAAUAACAAUGAAAAUAAUUUUGCAGUGCACAAAUGGUAUGCUCUAAUUUUAGAUGCAAAAAGCCAUCACAAUGGCAUAAAAGAGAGAAUUCAACAACUUGAGAAUGUUAAAAAACAUAUGGAUCUUGCAGUAACACUAAAUCCCAAUGAUGCAACAACUUUACACAUGCUGGGUGAAUGGUGCUACCAAAUAACUGAGAUGCCGUGGCAUCAAAGGAAGAUAGCAGAAGUCUUGUUUGCAUCCCCACCUCAUUCAACAUAUGAGGAUGCUUUAGAAUAUUUUCUUAGGGCUGAAACUAUACAACCAAGAUUUUACAGUGUCAAUUUACUCAGAUUGGGCAUAUGUUAUCAUAAACUGGGAAAAGAGGAUCAAGCUAAAUAUUACUUAAAACUUGCAGCAAGUUACCCUGCAAAAUCAAAUGAUGAUCACUUAGCCAAUAAAGAAGCUGCUGAAUUGUUGAAGAAACUAAAAUAGUUUUGUUUAAUAUAAAACUAAAUAUAGAUGCUGUACUUGAUAUCUGUAAUUACAAUGUUUGUAUUACAUAAGUCAAAAUAAAAUUUUGUAA